CUUCCCGCUAAUCUUUACAAAAUGGCGACUGUUGUUGUUUUGCGGCAGGGUCAGUGAAUAACUCCGUUUAUUCUUUUAACAAUUUUCUGCAAUAUUUUGCAGAAAUUGCCAUUAAAAUACGAUAGGCGUCCCUAGGGUCGGCUACGUGUGGACUGAAAUGAAAGGUAAAGAGCGGUCCCCGAUUAAAAAACGCUCCCGGGCCUUGGACGAUAUCCGAGACAGGGGAGGAUGCCACCCGACCAGCAAGAAAAUGGGGGCUCUGUCGGUCUCCAGUGGGAGUAAUAAUGGGAAUAGCUCGUCCAAAGGCGACGGUGGCUCGACGAGAAGAAGCCUGCUCGGUGAGAAAAGAGACAGGGAUUUCGAGGGACACAGUCGGACUGGAAAUAAUCACAGCAGCCUGCAGUCUGCAGCCGCUAGCUCCGUUGGUAAAAACCACAACCUGAGCCUUACCCUGGACUUAGCCUCAGCGAGGACCACCUCACGCGGGGAGCAGCGGGUUCAGCCGCCCAGCGCCGAGAGUGAGUACAAAACCCUGAAAAUAAGCGACCUUGGCACUCAGCUGAGCGACGAAGACAUAGAGGACGGACUCUUUCACGAAUUUAAAAAAUUUGGAGAUGUGAGUGUAAAGAUGAGCCGGAGCAACGACGAGCGGAUCGCGUUUGUUAACUUCAGGAAGCCGGAGGACGCUCGAGCUGCAAAGCACGCGAGAGGGCGGUUGGUGCUGUAUGACCGUCCGCUGAAGAUUGAAGCGGUGUAUAUUAACAGGAGGAGAAGCCGCUCUCCGGUGGAAAGAGACUUGUAUGGAGCUGCUCCAAGCCAUAGACAUUUGCAGAGACCUCUCUCGCCCACCGGGCUUGGAUACAGAGACUACCGCCUGCAGCAGCUGGCCCUGGGUAGACUUCCCCCUCCUCCGCCUCCCCCUUUACCUAGAGAGCUGGAGCGGGACCGGGAGUUUGCCCUGUUUGAAGCGAGGACACGUCCGGCGUUUAUUGCCGAGAGAGCAGCCUUUCGUGAGGAGGAUUUUAUAUCUCCAGAAGAUGACCAAAGAGCAAAUAGGACGUUGUUUUUAGGGAAUCUUGACAUAACUGUUACAGAAGCCGACCUCAGGAGAGCUUUUGACAGGUUUGGGGUCAUAACAGAGGUGGACAUCAAAAGACCUUCACGAGGACAAACCAGCACAUAUGGAUUUCUGAAAUUUGAGAACCUUGACAUGGCUCACCGUGCUAAACUUAGUAUGUCUGGCAAGGUAGUAGGCCUUAACCAAAUAAAGAUUGGCUAUGGGAAAGCGACUCCCACCACACGCUUGUGGGUGGGUGGUCUUGGACCCUGGGUUCCCGUUGCUGCCUUGGCAAGAGAGUUUGAUCGUUUUGGCACCAUAAGGACCAUUGACUAUAGAAAAGGAGAUACGUGGGCCUACAUUCAGUAUGAAAGCUUGGACGCUGCACAAGCGGCAUGCACUCACAUGAGGGGCUUUCCUUUGGGGGGUCCAGAAAGGAGACUCAGGGUGGACUUUGCAGACACUGAGCACCGUUAUCAGCAGCAGUUCUUGCAGCCUCUCCCAAUACCACCAUUUGACAUGGUGGCUGAAUCUUUUGUGCACCGUGCCACUCCUGAACCUCUUAGGGUCAGGGAACGGACUCCACCGCCUCUUCACUUUCGAGAGAGAGAACUUUUUCCUGGAACCGAGUGGCCUAACCCAGCUAUGCGAGAUCGAGUGCGUGCUGCGCCCUUUGAGCCACUGGAACACUUAGAACGGGAACGACGGGCACGGGAACCUUGGUCUUUAGAACGAGAACUUCAGGGGCGAGAACCUGCACGCAAGCGGCGAAUCAUGGAAGAUGGACGCCAUAUAGAUCAUUCCCCUGACAGCACUGACAGGACAGUAAGGCGUCGGCGUGCCUCCCCAGAUGCUAGUCCUGGAGGUAGCAGCAGAGAUGGAGGGCGCUUCAGUGACUCAGAGCGGCCUCAACGGGGAGAGAAGCCCUCCCCUCCAAGAGAAUAUCACAGUAGCCUUGAAAGAGGCGGGGCUGAGCGGAGGCUAAAAAGCCAGAGUCUCUCUGAUAAGGGACCUUCAGGCAGCAGCGUUUCUGCAGUUGGAGAGCGUAAGCGUAAAGCAGGAGAUGGUGGCAAAGUGCCAGCCAAGAGAGAGCGCUCUGAGAGCAGUUCUAAAGGAGGCCAGACAUCUAAAGCAGACAGUACCAAGCUCGGUCUGGCCUGGCAUGGCAUGCUCUUGCUCAAGAACAGCAACUUCCCAGCCAACAUGCACCUGCUGGAGGGGGAUCACAGUGUUGCCAGUGACCUGCUUAUCGAUGGCUCAACAGGGAAGCAAGUGAGCGAGCUCAAGAUCACCCAGCGUCUCCGUCUAGACCAACCCAAGUUGGACGAGGUGUCCCGGCGCAUCAAAGUGGCGGGUCCCAGCGGCUACGCUAUCCUGCUGGCAGUUCCCGGGACCACAGAGGAUACAUCUUCGUCAGACCCAGCGGCCUCAACUCAGCGUCCUCUCCGCAACCUGGUGUCCUACCUCAACCAAAAACAAGCAGCAGGAGUCAUCAGUCUACCUGUGGGGGGGAGCAGAGAUAAAGACAACACAGGGGUUCUUCACGCUUUCCCUCCCUGUGAUUUCUCCCAGCAGUUCCUGGAUUCUUCUGCUAAAGCUCUUGCUAAAAGUGAAGAGGACUAUCUGGUCAUGAUAGUUGUUCGUGGAGCAUCCUGAAAAAAAUCAGAACACACAAAGUUCAAGUGAUGUUAAAAAAAAAAAAAAAACAAUCUGCUGUAUGUCAGUAACUAUUGCAUGCUGUGUGUUCUGCAUUUUGGGGUUACACUAGUAUGGUUCUUGAGUGUUUGUAUGUUGCCAUGUAAUUCACUAAAUGGACAAACAGUGCCCUCCUACCAAACUUAAACACCGUGUGUAUUUGAAAUUAUUUUAAAGGGUGUAAGAAUUGCUUACAAGGUCCUAAACCUACAGUCAAUUUAGUGAGAAUACCGUAGAACCGAAAAAUAAGAGGUGAACUUGUCAAAUAAAUUUUAAUUUCAUUCAAAAAGAGAGAAAACAUCUUGAAAACUAUUUUUAAUUUCCCUACUCAGCUUUGAAAAAUGGAAUGCAGGGGACACAAUAACAGCUCCGUUACAAAAAACAAAAACACAAUCAGUGACCUUGUCGCCUACUUUAAUACUGAAAUGACAUCUCUGUUACAUGGUGUUCAACAGAAACUGAAAAUGAGAAGGUUAACAAAAGUCAGAUUUUUUCUGGUCUCUGAUUCUCUGUUGCCUCAGCCGGACUGUAUUUGUGAUGUUAUUGUGUCUACCUCCUAACUCCACUUAAAGUUUGAAUUACAGUAGAUAACAAGUCAACUUCAAUCACGUUUUGAUGGAUAGGCACAAGAAUGAGAAUGACAUACAUUUCUGAUGUGAAGGUCCAAGUGAAGGUUUAUUGAAUGCUUUGGUACUGCAGCGAAGAUAAUCUUUUUUAAGGGUAAAUUCUGGUUCCAUUCAAAGGUUUGGACGUGUUGCAAAACUGCUCUUCAGCACACCACACUUCAUCCUAGUUUGUUGCUGUCAUGCUUAAGUAUCCAACACAAUGACAACAACAGAGUUUGACAGAUGGGGUGCGGUGAAUUGAAGAUGGGUGGUACACUGUGUUUAAACUUUAAUGGACUUUUCUUGUCUGAAUUUUACGACUUUGUGAGUUCUUAAAAUUGGGAGGACAUUUUGAAGGUCAUUUGAAAAAAAAAUGGUUCAAGAUAAACAACCUCAGACCUUUCAGUUAGCCAGGUUAAAAAAGCUAUUUUAACUGUUACAAAUAACCUCGAGGUUCAUUGUUGAAUUUGGAUAUAUCCUAAUCUAUGUGUUCCUUUAACAUUAGAGCUUCAAAUGACAUCAUAGACAUUAAACCUAAUGUCAGACUAGAGUGUUAUUUAUACUCUGUGGUAUGCUGAACACUAACAAAUGUGACAUUUUUACCAGAGCCAGCCUAUAGCAGUAUGCAUAGCUGAUAAAGCAAACACUUACAUGUUUUUUAAAAUAAUUUCUACUCCGUAUUUUAUUUCAUGCAUCCCUACCUAAGAAAUGGUUGUGACUAAUGAAAAACAGCAGUAGCAAUCGAUAAAAGGCUUAGAGAGCAAUGUGUUGUUUGAUUUAUUGCUCUUCAAUGAGUAAGUCUUUCAAAAAACAAUGACCAGUAUCAGUAAAAUGUCAGUUAAAGUGAUAAAAACCUGCUAUUUGCUCAGUAAGUAGGUUUGUGUAACAGCAGCAGUCUUAGAUUUACUAUAACAGUUAAUGUAUGGAUUUAUUAUUAUGGUUUUGAUGAGAGGAUACUUCUGUUUGCCUACAUCUUCUCAAGGCCUACUUAGUGUACUUUGUUUUUGCCGUUUAUAGUUAACAUGCAACACUAACCUAUCCUGAUUUAUAAUUUGCUGAGUUUGGUUUAAUAUGUAUUGGAAACAUUAGUAUGUCAGAAAAUUGUCAUUUAUGUGGACAUCACAACCACUUCAACGUUGGACUCCUGAGCAGCCCUGAGGGCAGAGCUGCAAACUUCUGCAGAGUGUUUGUGAGUCCUCACUUACGAGGCAGCUUUUUAGUUGUGUAUCCCAUCUGCACCUGUGGUGACUUCUGUUUUAAUUGGAAAAAUGAGCAAUGUACACUUUGAUGUCAUGGGAGAGGAAAAUCCAUAGAGCCCAUGCGAAGCUGUUCACAUACCUGCAAGUGCAUUUGGGCACUUAUUGUGACCGAUUAUCAAUAAAUUGUUCAUUUGAAGGGAAACAUGUUUCUUCGAUGGAAGUGAAUUGAAGAAACACGCUGCCAUACCUUAUUGUGUUCCAAGGAGUUUUACUUGAGAUUUUGUUUCUGCACACAAAAAAGGGAGACGAUUUGCAGUUUGAUUAGCACCUAUGAAGAGAGAACCUGAUCUCGUGUGAGGAUCGCUGUUUGCUUAGUGGCCUGUUCUGGGCUAUUAAGUUUUCCAUCACAAAUUACUUCCCUCUGAUCCCUGGUUACACCCUCAACUGUUGCUGUUGGCAUGUGAACACCUGAUGAGGAUCGAGGAGCGUCCGCUGCUGCCCUUUGUCUGCAGCCAGAAUCCAGUUUGCAGAGGCAGAUUCAGACGACAGAGCAGUUUUGGAAUUGAAGGCUGGAGCAAACAGCAGCAUGUGCCGGUGUCCUGUUGUCGUCCUCGUAAUUACUCUAAAGGUCUUGUGUUCAUUGUUCCUGGUUCUGAGUAGGAGCAGAGGAAGCUGGCCGUCACACACUCCACUCAAGAGAUUGUGUGUGACAUCGCCCUGAAAGUCCGUAGCUCCCUCAUCUCAGGGUGUCUCACUGCAGUGGCUGUGAUGAACCUCUGGGCUGAUUCUUCAUUUUUUUAUGCUUUGCCCCAUUAUGAUUUGAUUCGAUCAAACAUUUGGCUAAGGGAGGAGGAGGAUUGGCCUAAACCUCAGCUAGGAAUAUCGUUUGCUCCUCCUCUGAUUGAAGCCUCUCUGAGGAAAUAAGUGAAGAGGUGUGUCUGCUCCAUUGUCAUCAAGGUCUGCAGCAGGAUGGAGAAGAAGUACAAACAGGCCAAAUUGUUCACCCUAUUUGACAUUGCUGGAAGGAUCCAAACCCUCUCCCAAAUUUUCCAAAGGAGACUUAUUUCUUCUGCAGUUCCCCUCUUAUUACAGUUAAGGCCACUUUAUACAGAAAAGAAAGUUUACCCACCCCUUUGCCAUCUAUUUUAGUGCUGAUAGUGUGAAAGCAAAAGCUUUAUCCUGUGCUAAGAAGGACCCCUUCUCUCACGAGGGGAACAUUGCCAUCUUGAGGACCACGGAGUGCCUGUUUACCCUUCUCAGCCCACCCCUGCAAAAUUACGCUCAUGCAUUCCCAACACCCGGGACAAGCUGGUAUCACUAUGUGAACACUGUAUACAAUCAGCACGAGGGUGAGUAAGGAGAAAAUGUGCUGCCUGCCAGGUCUGUAUUGCUGGCAUGGGCAGCAGUGGUAAGUUUCAAGUUUCAACAACACAUGUUUUGUAAUUACAAAUGCAACUUAGCUAAGUGUCAUUUUUACACAAAGCCGUUACUGAGGUCAUUACUUUUUAAAGUUCAAUGAUGGUCUAAAUGUAGUUGUACAUUACCCACAGCUAAUAACAUAAUUGAGAUCAUUUAAUGAAUUUUAAUACCUAAUUUGUGCCUGUCAGGCUAUAAACUUGAAAAAUGGUGUUCACUAUGAGCAAAAUACAUGUAAAAGUUUAAGAUCAAAGUAGGUGAGUAUUACUCUUAGGCUGUAGCAGCCCCUGAUGAAAUGAAAAGGCACUUCUCAUGUGGUUUUCUAAUUCAGUACAGAUGUUAAACCAAGUGAGGAUUAGUAUAAUUGACUUCAAGACUGGUGCAACCAAUUAAAAAACACACUGUUGAAAGAGUUAAUGAAACCGGACGUCUCUAAUGGUGUGUGUCAAGAAUACAGAUUCAAACCACUUUAAUUUGUAGACUUGUAUUUGUUAAUAGUGACUUCAUCAGUAAAGUGCUUGGUCAUUUUGUUAAUGUUAUUAUCCUGCCUGAGACAGGUAUGUUUUUUUCCUUGCUCAAGCUUUGUAAGCAUAACUGUCCAUUAUCUUUAUCAACUUUAAUUUAAUUCAAAGGACUUGAAGCAGAAGAACAUUUGUUCUCCCGUACUAGAGGUAUUUAAGAUAGUUGCACAAAAAGGUUAAAGGCAUGUUAAUGAAAUUAGAAAAAUAAAAUAAGAUCAUAGGAGUUACACGAGUUUGUUCAUUCACCAAAUGCAAACAGUUGCAAAUGAUUUUUUCUUUAAAAAAUUAUUUGCUGUAAUAUAGAUACAUAAAUGUACAACUUAAUGCUUAACAAAAAUAGGAGAAAUAUGGACAAAUGGAAAUUAAAAGUGUCAAGAAAUUAGGUGUGUCUUAUUAGGCUAGGAAGUUAUGAAAAUAUUCAACAUUAAAAACACAAAUGGGGCAAACCUCAAACUGAAUCUGGUCAGAGUCUGAGCUGUCGCUACAAAUAAUAGUUUCUGUCAGCUUCUGUAAAGCUACUAAAUCUUAAAUUUGUGCCUUUUAUUUGUACAUCUGAAUGCUUCACAAGUGUAAACUGGUGUAAAGGGUUUGAUAAAACAACCACUGUGCUCAACACAUCUGGUUCAGGAUAUUUUCCUCAUGCAGUAGAUCUGAGAAAGAUAAUCUAAUCGGACACACAUCAGUGAAAGUUACAGAUAUGAUGUUAUUAAUUGGAGUGCUCUUGACUUUAAGGAGUUAAUUAAAAGAUAGACUGCAUCUGUUCAAUGCUUUCUUCUGACCACUCAGAGUUUUAAAUGUCAGCUUUCACUUAUAUAUCCACAUGGUGACAUCAGGGGCAUCUGUGUAAAGUGUCAGGCUACCAGUCAGGGACUAGAUUAUUUCACCCAGCUGUACAGACUGUCCACUGUUGCAGAGGUUCAAACAUGUUGGUAUGUUUCCCACACAGAGUUCCACUGGGCAGCAGACGGUGCAGCAGACAGUACAACAGUUUCCUGUCCUGUCACACUUCAGGUGUCAUCUACUGUAAGUACAUCUCUUUUAUCUUAAGUAUAAUGACUCUCUAAAUGACAUUUGUAACAUUUUCACUCUGAUGAUAACCAUAGGUAUUUAUAAGUCUUCUUGUAAGUGUAAAUGAGAGAAUGAAUAUUGUAGGUGAAUGUGUUUUUUAUUUUUAUGUAUCUAAAUAAAUUGUCCAUACAACCUGUAAAGAAAUGACUCUCGAGUGUUUAUUGCAUAGGUAGAAGUUGCAUUAUUUGCUCACAAUCACAACAACAGACUUAAGUCACAUGUCAGUUUAUUGCUUUUGACUGUGCACUCUUACAAGACUUAAAAAUGAGCCUCAAGCACUUGCAACAUGAUAUCCAUGAUUUCUUAAGCAUUUUCUAAACUAUCAGUUCAUAAAAAUAGGAGCUGGAGUUGAGACAUAACAGUGCUUCACCCAUGAUUGCAUAUGCAGCACAAAAACAAAUCCAACACCAUCAAACAGAACUCAGUUCCUCAUCAGUGGUGUUUGGGAUGUUACCAAAGAAUCAUUGCUCAAACAUACAGUUCCUUCCAAAAUCCUGUUAGCUAAGAAGUAAAAUAAUCCUAAACCAACAUUUAUUUUUAAAGCAUCAUAUACCCUCCAGAAAAGAUUUAUCAUGGUACAAAAUAUUCAGUGGUCCUCAAUCACAAAAGCAAACUGGUGGUGAAUGCAACUCGUGAGCCAAAAGAGCUUUUGUGCAUGACUGUAGUUAUUGAAACAACACAAAGAGCCUUGCUCAGUAUUGUGAAAGUGAGCUGAGGGGGAAUAAUUCAGUACUAAUUGAGACAGCAUUCUUUGAGUAGUAGCGAUGUUCUGCCACAAGAGGGCAGCACGAGCAAACAUAUCCUUACCUUUUUUUCUUUUCUUGCAUCACCCCCCCCAAGAGCUAAAACUUGGAAUUGACUGACUGAUGCAGUCUUAGUGGUUUCAAUUGUUAAACCCUUUUAAACUUUGUACUGUUUUAAGAAGUUGCUUCAAGUUGCAGGAAGGUUUCUAACGUGUCUUUGGCUGACAUCACAGGAAAGUUAGUAAAGAUACAAAGAUGUACCUAGUAAGGCAAAGUGGUGAAAAACAAGGAACCCAUCAAAAAAACAACAAAAAAAAAAACCAAACUCUCUUUACUCAAAAAGAGAUUCCACAACCAUAAAAACUCUCACAUUUAAACACAGCACAACUAUUUAAAUUGCAUUUCCAUUAAUUGGCUGCCUGCAGGCACUGUAAAGGUUUGGCAAAUGUUUUCUACCGGCCCAGUUUGGACACAAAAUAUUUGUACAGGCAAAUUAAACAAAAUAACUUGUAACACAGUUGGUCAGGGAUUCGCAGUUACACAGGGAUGAUAAAGUUGACAGAACUGCACAUAAUCGCCAAGAAACCUCUCAGUGGCUCCUGUGACCAUAAGAACCGUUUUGAUGAAAACAUUUUAAACUUCAUUCAAACUAGCUCUCUUUGAGGAGCCGCUGACUUUGAUUCAGUGAAAAUGAUGCACAUUUCUGUCAGGGGAAUCACUCUCUGGGUGAGUUGCAUAGAUCAGCUCAAAAGCUGUGGGCAUUGCAUGACCAAUGUCAUCUGCGGGUGCUGCUAAGAAAAACAUGAAUGUUAUUUAACUUGAAUGAUCAUAACUGACAAACACAAAUUAAACUUUUUUUCUAGUAACAAAAACUUAAUGAUAGAGAUUUUGAUAAAAAAAAAAAGAAGUGUGCAUGCUGAAAUGCAACUGCGAACACGAUAAACAGUUUAAAUGCAGAUUUUAGUCAACAAGAGUCAUUUGAAGCACUUAAAUAGUUUGAAUGAUCAUUGUCAUUGUGCGUAUUGAAAAUAGCGGAGGUGUUAAAAACAGAUCAAAACAGUGUAACAGAGGUUAACAUGGGAAAUUGAAAUAUAAAUUGGUUCUAUGUAGGAAACAGCAUGCAAGCACUGAGUGUAGUAAAGUGACAGCUGAACAACACCAAGUUAAGGCAGUAAAAGAGAUGUAACUGUCAUUUUGAUAGUCAACAAUGAUGAAGCUAAAGAGAUGGUCCAAAAGACUCCAAAAGAUUCAAAAGACCCAGUUUAAAUGUUAACCAGUGACAGAAGCUGAAAAAAAGAUGCUGAUGCGUCAUGACAGAACACCUAACAUUGUUUAUGAACCACUUUGUAUCAAACAGGGCUCCACCCUCAGGCCCUUUAUUUAUUUUGCCAGUACCAGCUGGCAGCUUAUUGUGCUAAAAUGGGUUGGAUUUGACGUUAAGGCCUGAAAUAGCAGCCUUCAGUAGUCUGUAAAUGCUCAAAUCACCCUGCAAAUUUUGAUGACACUUCUCAAAACAAAAGCUCGUCACCCUGUUUUGCUUCUGACUCACUCACUGCGGUUUCACUAUGGCAAAAAAUGAAAGAGACGGACAAAGCUGGAAUGUCAAAACAAGGUUCAUCAGCUGACAGCGAUGCCACCUGAAAUUAAGGGACUGAAGGGAACGUUUUUGUGGGUCAACUACUUUGUUAGCCUAACCAGAUAUUUAAUGUCAGCAGCACCAAUUUCCUUGAUUUCAAAAUUUGCUCAAAGCUUAAACUGCCAGAAAAACUGCUAAGUAUGAGGAAAACUAAAGAAGAGUUUUGAGUAGAAAGGAUAGGAUCUGGAUAAAAGUGUGAGUUAGUUUAGAGGGUUUUAGAGAAAGAGUAGAGAAGGUUGAAACUUGUAAAGUCCUAUCCAUUGAUUUGAUUAAGUAAAAAAGUUCUGAGAAUAAUACCCAAAAGCUGAGCAGAGCACAGAUGCCCUCAAUAAAUUUGACCGAAUAGAAUUGAAGAAAUAGAAAAUGUCCAGAGUAUUAGGAUAUUCUGUCAAUAGAGAGUAUGUGUGCACGGCAGAGAUGCUGCUCAAGCCAUACCUCUAAAUGCUUGCAUAUGCCAUACAAUCUACCUUUGUGCCUAUGCAUUAUUCAUGUCAGGGCAAAAGAGAUAUUUCCUCUAUCAAACUAUGAAGCAGUUGCUGCAUUUGGCUUUGCAACAGGAUUAGAUAUUGUGCUAUAGGAGCAGGCUGCAAUUAAGUGAUUACAAGUUCAGUAUUUUAACUUUCCGGCAGUUUGAAGCCAGGGAAAAUGUCAUGCAGCAUAAUUACAACCAGAUUAAGAGCACAUAUCAGUGAGUACAAGUUUACAGAUACAGAGCAGUUUAUAAUGAAAUGAGGUGAAGAUAAUUUUUUCAGAAAUAAAGUAGACAGAGAUAAAAAUAAAAUGAUGACAAUAAAAAAAACUCAAAGGGAGGAUUUUCAGCUCAACUGCAAAGUGUAGCAACUUGUGCAACUGAAAAAAUGACUGCAAACUGAGUGCAUAUUGGAGGAUAGAUUUAAAUCAUGUCUGAAUAAUAUACAGUCGCAAAGCUGUAUUAAAAUGUGUAGGAUGAUAUAUGCAAGUAGGUUUGGAUGCAUGUUCCUCAGAUAAGGACAAGAUAACUCAAAUUUGGCUUUUUCAGAGUUCAUCAGAUUCGUCUUGUCACCCAUGUCCCAUUUACUGAGAGUUCUCAGACAUCAUGUAGAGCUCCCAACACUUUUUUGUCGUUGGCCACUGUUGCACCCCUGCUGAAACUAAGGGUCACUUGGGUCCGGACUUUAAACUGAAGUCCAAGGUCCAAGUUAUGCAGGCCUAUCAAGUUCUGAGCAUGCUGGUUCACGACUAAAGGCCUUCCCUGGGAUUCAUUCCUACACAGCGCCGUUCUGCAGGUGGUCUGGGGUGAAGCAGCCGUUGGUCUUACAGCUGCUUUCCGCUCUCUUGUCCCGGGUCAGUUUGUUCCGGGCCUUCCAGCGCUGAGCCAGCGGCUCCAAGAACAGGGAGAGGGAGGAGAGCAGAUAGCAGAGUCCCGCCAGGUAGAAAGAACAGUCAUAGGUCUGAGUGUAGUCAUACAAGAAGCCUGUAAACACAAAAACCUGUCAGUGUCUGACUUUCCAUCAGGACCUACACUGUAGAUGUUUACUCUAUUGUAAUAUAACUUUAUUUAGAUAUACAGUGGAGAUGAGCUGAGGUAACAGUGGUGCAUUUGUGAAGCUUUCACAUGGGAUUUAACUGAUGGUUAAACACCAUCACUGUCAUUAUGGAUACUUUGUUACCAUAGAUAUUUAUGCAAACAAAAUUUAGUGCAUUUUCCUCUCACACAUAUAAAUAAAAUAGUAAAAAAAAUUCUAUCAACCACAUCCUAGGAUCAUGUUUUGAAUAUGAUUGAGCAGACCAUUGCUGGAUUUUUAACUGUUAUAAUCUUUAAAAAAGUUAAUCACAGUUCAUAAGACACUGAUCAUACGAGCUUUAUGUCCCAGACACCUUACAAAUGAUUAGUCACCACUCUGUAUAAAGAGUUUGCAGUUAACUUCCUUGUAAUAGUUAAAUAUUGAUAGUUAUCAAGGCACUACGUUGUCCUUAAGGGUGAGUUUUUCCACAAGAUUUUCAGAGGCUUUAGUCCUCAGGUGGGCACUGGUGGCCUGGAUUCCAACCUGCAUCCCUUUCCCCGUAUCUUUCUCCCCUAGUUUCCUGCUCUAUCUGCUGUCUUUAACUCUCUGAUUAAAGGCAUCAAACCCCAAAAACACAACAAAAAAAAUUAAUGAUUAUAUAGUUUAAUCUAAACAUCUCCAGGGUUUCCAGGCUGUGAAAUCUCUUUGGUUUGUGUUAGUUGUCAUUUUGGUUAAAUCACUUUUCUUUUGUUUAGAUUUGAUUCACUACUAAAAUUGAAACAGUGAGUGAAUGUUUGUGUAUGACAAACUUAAUACAACCUGAACUUGAUAACCCAUGUUUUCCUCGACGCUUAUAAAGACAUACAACAUUAAAGGAACAGGCCCCUAUUUUAUUAAGUGGGGUUGUAUGAGGUACUUGUCAGAACAAAUUUAUUACCCACAGGGGAUCACGGUCAGCUCAGUCUCUUUGUUGAGAAACCAGCUGGAGGACCUAAACAGAUGCUGUGCUAUCAACGACUGCAGGUUUGGUCAUGUCAUUUAGCUAAGGUGAUUGUAGGUGUGUGCUCUCUCUAGAAAUCAUUCAGUGCUCUACUUUUUCAUUGUUUUUGCACCAUUUAUAAAUGUGGCACAUAGGUGUUCCACUGCCUAUAAUGAUCAGAUGAUCAGUACAAAACAGGGAGAAAUGACCACAUUCAGCUGUUGGUGAGACUGUGACAAAGUGUUGGUGCAAUCCCAAACCUUCAGUUCAGGGAGGGAGCAAACUUUGACCGAUGUAAAUUUUUCACUCUAACUGCAGUCAUGGUAAACAGACUCACGCUAUUUCUGUACUGCCCUGCAGCAGGCAGAGGAACAUGAUAAAGUUGCAUCUGCAAAUAGUGCCGAUAUAAACAACUCUUUUGACAGCAAAGUAAAGCGCAAAUUAUUUUGUAAAUUGAGCACACACUUAAAACUGAUAUUAGUUUUAGUUCCAAAUGUUGUUAAAAUUGGGAUGUGUCAGCAUUGACCCCGUCUGCACUGGUUGGUGGCUCAUCGUCGAUGUUGGAUUUCAGCCCAGGUGGAUGUAAACCUGGCUAUCCCUUUACUAAAGUAAUUAAAUUAUAAAAAGCCCAACAUCAAAAAGGCUGACAAACUAGAGGGUAAGCUUGUGUUUGUCAAAUAUUUUGUUACUCAUGUCACAAUGAAGUUUUUGCUUGUGAAUAAUAAUCAAAGUAAUUCAAUAAAAUGUCACUUGAAGGUGUCUCAAAGACGAUACUCCCCCAUGUUGAGAUAUCAGAUUUUGAUCAUGUGUGAUCUCAUUGUAAGCUAUACCGUAGGUGACGUCACGUAUCCUGAUUUCCUGUGUUGUCUGUUUUCUUUUGCCACGUUGACAUUUCCAUUCAGACAGGUAAACUAGUGUGACAUCAAAUGCCCCCCAGUCAAAAAGGCAAGUUUGACCACAAUAAAGCUGUAAGUGAGACAGUUAAUACACACAAGUAAGACGAGUCCACCCUUUGGCCUGAGGGCGGGACCAAACUUUGACUGACGUCAGUUUUUUCACUUUAACUGCAGGGAUGGUAAACAGAGCCACAUGCUAUUUCGGUACUGCCCCAAAGAAAGUCAUUAGUCACAUUUCAACCCUCAAAUCCAUUAGCUCCACCGAGGGGAUUGCUCAAUAUCCUGGGAAGGGGCCAUGUGGGUUCAAGGGACCCCCUCCCUCCAACCAACCACACAUACACAUUCUCUUUAACUGAGGCCAAAUGUUACCUUCCAGGGCAUUACCUGGAAAAACCUUACACACAUGCAGAAAAUAAAGUGCAUGGUAUUUGUUUAUCAUGUUACGCCAUGCUGCUUAGGUCUGGAAACUGUUUUGGUUCCUCCCUGAGCUCAUGUUUAACGGAUGAUAGACGUCUUGGCAUCUUUUUUUAUUGUGAGGGUGACCCAGAAAAAAGUUUUAUGAAUAGCUCUGUGACAACUGAAGGUAACAACAACAACAAAAAAAACUGUAACAGAGAAAACAAUUUCAAAUAAGGCAGAGCUCUAUAAGACGAACAAAGGCAGUCUGCCAUCACUCAAACAAAGUAAGCCAAACCCAGCCAUGUUAUUUUAGCUCCACUUGCUUUUAGACAGGGGCGGAAAUUUGACCCAGUAACCCCCAUAUGCAUUUUCUUCAAGGCAGCCCCAAAAACCCAGUCUGCACCGGGGGGGCUCACUAACCAAAGGUUGUUUUUCUCCUGUGUGUUUUCAUCCUUCACAGUGACUAAAGGCAGAUACACAUUUGCACAUACUGCAAGGAAUUCAGGGCCCCAUGAAAACAUGUGUGAAUGCACCCCCUAAAAAAUACAUCUUCAUAAGAAAGGCUUUUCGAGCCGGCCACAGCCACUGAUCCCCCACUAACUCACUCCAUUUGGUGAGCUCACACACACACACACACACACACACACACACACACACACACACACACACACACACACACACACACACACACACACACACACACACACGCAAAGAAACAUUAAAAACACUUGUCAAAACUUGCCCUGUGUAACGAUUCACCAACAACCGCAGCUUCAGGGCCAGUUUGUAUGCAGGUUUGUCAUUGUGUGCAUAUGAAAAGUAGGUUAGCACAUGUCCAAAUUGUUUUAUUUCCUUUUCAUGAGGUCAUCCACUCACCUGCAAGAGGAGGCCCUGUGAGGCAACCAAGACCCACAAAAAACAUGGAGAAGCCCAUGGAGUUGUUGAGUUUCUCUGCGCCCACCAGAUCCACCUGCAGGGAAGAAAAGUACAACAUGACAUCCGACAUCCAACUCUGCAACCUGUUACCCAUUUGUGUAUUUUUGAUAUAGAAAAUUUGACAUGAAAUGGUUGUAUUACUUUUAAUGGUGCUCAGUAUCAAAUGCCAACAAGAAAAAAACUGUGGUUUGAACAGAUAUUGAACAGAUAGAUACUAAGCAAUUGGUACACCAUCAUUUGAGAAUGGUGUACAAAGAAAACCACAACAGGUCCCAAAUGAAAGUCUGACUAUAUGGAGUUGUGAAAGUUAAUCUAGUAACAACACAGAGCCAUGGUGAUUGGUAUAAGGAAGACAGCUCAAACGUGUUCAUACAUUCAUCCAAAUAUUCAAAGUCAAUGUCAGCAUACUUGAGGUGAUUAAAACAAGAACCAGACCUUGUUUCUCAGAGGAAAUAAAAAUGUCUGGGAAAACUGUGAUUUACAACAGCAGAAAGAAGUUUCAACCAUAAAGGCACUCCGGGAGCGCUGAUCUAAAUAGUCCGUUUUGAUGUCAUGAGAAUGUCUGCGAGAGAAACCACCGAACAAAUGUCUGGAUAAUUGUUUGCUAUAAGAAGCUAUAAACUAUAG
Messenger RNA from Xyrichtys novacula (pearly razorfish), 15261 nucleotides. Lineage: Eukaryota; Metazoa; Chordata; Actinopteri; Labriformes; Labridae. The record is from the annotation of a GenBank genome assembly.